AUGCCCUUCGAUACAGAUUGGUUUAACUCGAGGGGUUUUUAUCCCUUAGACACGAAAGGCGCUGACGAGUACUUAGUGGUCGUAAAAACACCACAGAAAUCUUUCUUUGAGAUCCUACAGAGUGGUUUUAUAAGCUCUCAUAACAUCUCUAACAUGUCUUGCCCGCAGCAAUCUCCGAGAAAGAAGAAAGCAAAAGAAGCGAACAGCGACGACGAGGAAGAUCAAGAAGAGGAUAUUCCAACAACUUACGAAUUGUGGCAAGACUUCCUACAUAGUCUGACCCUUCACGGGUUUCGUUUCAUAUUUGAAGAAGGACCCAAAAUUCGUCGUAUUUUCUGGCUCCUCAUUUUGAUUCUUGCUGUUAUGAUGCUACUUCUGCAAGGCAAGAAAAGCAUACAAAAAUUCUUCGAUCGCCCGACAACUACGACAGUGCAAGUGGAGUUUUUGGAUCAGAUUGUAUUUCCUGCUGUUUCCAUCUGCAACUUUAAUCUGUUUCCAUAUUACCUCAUAAAUGGCACCAUAGGAGAAAAGGUAAUGAGACUCCUUUAAGACUCAAGCUUAUUUUUUAUUUUGCUAAUUAAUUCAGAAUUUGGUAGUUUGCUCCAAUCUAAGUCUUCAUAUGUCAACAUGCAAAUUACCAUUACUGGUAUUUGUGGACUCCUCCAGGAGUUUUACGAGAAUUUGUUACAGCACUGACAGACCCUUACAGUGUUGGGAAUUUUCCUUGAAGAUUCAUUUUUCAUCUCAUGUUAUAACUGCAAGAAACAUUUCAAGGAUACUCUAAAGUGUGAUUAUUCUAAGAGGAAAAAAAAGCUCAGUCAGCAGGUACCAUAUUAAGUUUGAUUUUUUGUUUGAAGGACAGAAAGCCACUAGUUCAAACAGCAUAAAUAUAUGUUAUUCACCAGCCGGAAGGUACGUAUUGGAAGAAACUGUGCCCGAGGUCUUCAAUACCUCCCGCGGCCGUAGGCAGAGAGCGGUACUCAGGACUGAAGGCACAGUUUUUCCAAACAUAGACAGACCGACGCGAGUGAAAAACAUUUUUUUUUUUUCAAAGUGCAUGCCAAAACAGCUGGAAUAAUUUAGGGCUAUAAUUCCUUGACAAUACGGGAAUAUCCUCCAUAAACUGGGAGCAGUUUAUAAAGAAAACAGAGGUUUUUAAAAUUAUCGAGAGAGGCUUCAGCGAAACAUAAUUAUUUGCGUAUAAAUGGUACAGGUAAUUUAAACGGCUUCUAAGCAAACUUUGAAACAUUUUUUCAUAAGUAUCUGUCACGAUCUGACACCUGUCAGUUAGAGAGGAAAAAAAGGCGCAUGUUCCCUUUUGAACGAACAACACUGGUAUGGCAACUGUCUAUCACGGCGAUUAUUCUUAUGAAACACUUGGCUAUCAGAACGGAAAGUAUUCUCAUUUCCAACAACGAUUGAUCUUUGAAGAUUUGCCUCUCUUUGAUUUUAAAUGCCAGGGAAAGUAAAGUUUUAGUAAAUUCAAUUGCAUGUUUUGAGGCUGUGAUAGUCUGCUUGCUUGUAAGCUGCAAUGGCUCUUAUCUUUCUUCCACAGAAAAACUUAAGUCAAAUGAGACGCCUUUUCUAGCUAGACAUGGGGGGAUUUAACGCGACUUUUACACAACAAAAUCCUUCGGUUUCUGUCGCAGAAAUGUCCAAAUUCAAGACACCUACGAAAAAAAAAAAACCGGACGUGUAUUUCUAGUGAAACUUAAAAUUCGUCCAACGUUUUACAACGAACAAAUUGUUUUGGAGAGUUAAUUAUCAAUUAUUUAUCGGCUAAAGGUCGUGACAGAAGUCUUCGCUUAAAAAAAGCUGCCCAGCCGGCAAAACAGCAUGCAUUUAUGUAAGAAUUGCAACGAAGCUAACGAUGUUCUCCAAAGCGACUAAAACAAAUGACUUGGUUUUGUCAACUGAGUUGAUAAUGCAAAUUGGCCACCGUAAAGAGUUCUAAAGCUAAUGUUUCGAGCGUUGGCCCUUCGUCAGAGCGAAACACGAAACAGCAAAUAAUUCUUAAAUGAUCCACUUACCUCUUGCUAAAUGUUUCGGUCGUAGCUCACCAUAUGAAAUUUCUGACAUGACAAAUCCACUCGCUUGCAGACGCAACGGUCAUUUUUAUCCGUUAUUGUGACCUCUGUCCACUCGCAAGCGAUUCGUAGACUAAGUAUAAAUUGUUGAAGUUUACGGAUAAAUUUCUGGUUUCGGUAAUGGGGAAGCAGCCAAAACUGUUAUGGACCUUAUGAUCCAACAGCAGCCAGCGGCUAUGAUGGUGAUCGAGAUUUGGGAGAAAUAGGAAGAGCUCACCGUCGAAAGGUGCGAAAAAUAACAUUAAGACUGACUGCUUCAAAAGUUACUUCGGUUUUAAACGAAAAUAGGGCAUCUUUUAGAAAGAUAAGUAAUUUUCUCUGCAAUGUAAACACCUCCCAAACCCAGAUUUUCCUUUCGACUGCUGUAAAGGGUUCGACUUCAUUGAGAAGGACGACAGCGAGGGUUUGGUUGACUUUCCUUGCUCUUUCUUAAAAAAAUUUAAAAAUCUAGCUUCAACAAACUUUUCCUUAAACAAACCCGAGUGAACUACGUAUAAAUUGGAUUUCUGGUUAAGUUUUAAGGUUCAUCAAGAAGGGAGUAAAAUUGAAAAUAAUUACCAACCUGAUUUCUCUGUACUCGCGUCCAUUUGUUUGCAGUGUGCAAUCUUUCGGAGCCGUUUAAGCAAGAGUUUAAAACUUCCGUCGGUUUUUUACUUGUAAAUGAGUUCAACAACCAUUUGCAUUUACCACAAGUUAGGAAAAAUCUUAGCAGUUCAUUAGGUGUUAAAAUAUUCCAUACGUUCCUUUAAAAUGGCCUUUGAACAAGAGAAAAUUACUCACGUUUUACAGUAAACGGCAAACCCUUCACUCCGACGUCGCAGACAACACAGCUAUGGCGGGAAACUUCGCGCGACGGCUACUGGAAAUGCGUGAGCAUACAUUCUCAACUUCCGCUUGUCGUUGUAGAUAUUUGCAGACGUUGUGUGAGCUUGAGAAUUCAAAGAAGUUUAGACAGGUUUCCUACCGAGUGAUCCAAUUCAGGCGCCUUUUGAUCUGCAUACACAUUUAUAUGUUGGGGUUCAUAAACACAAAUUUGAUGAUACAGUUUUUCAUUUCCAUUGAAAGGAGCCCGGUAGUCUUUCAUGAAGAUUUAAGCGGUUUCCUAAAAAUUAAGUGCAAGGUGUGUGUCGCAGUGUUUGCCGUUACAUAACUUUCUUUUCUAGAACUUUUUACACAAAUCUCUGUUUCCGAAAUCAAAGCCGUCCUUGUUAGGCAUGAAAACGAUAUAAGAAGUUUCAACAUUCCGGUCUUAACUUUUUUUUUUUUUUUUUUUUUUUUUUUUUUUUUUUUCAAAGAAACAAAAUGCGCGUUAAAAUUCUUAGAAAACGCUUCCAACAAAGUAAUAAAAUUAAUUCGAUUGACCAAAGUUAUUGUCGCGACAGCAUUUCAUGACUUUAUUCUUUCCUUUACAGGUUAUGUCCAUUCUUGCACCUCAAAAAUACAUCGACAACAAGGAAGAAGUGCUGUUCGCACGUUCACCGAUUCCGAACUUUCUUAAUUAUCUUCGUCGCCGUCGGCGUCGCCGCGAAAAGGACACGAAAAAAGGCGACGACGACGAUGACGUCGAUGUUCUCGACGACACGUCGAUCGAUAUAGACGAUUCUUUUGACUUUGCUCAGUUCGUGAGGACUCAUGGGCAUCGGAUUGAUCACAUGAUCAAGAAAUGUAGAUGGAAAUCACAGCCUUGUGGACCAGAGAAUUUCACUGCCGUGAUAACUGAAUUUGGUCUUUGUUACACGUUUAACUCAGGUGGGAAAGCUGAAAUUUAGUAACUAGAAUGUUUUGCAAAAUGUAUUUAUUAAGAUUUGCCUAACUUGGCUUCUAAAGAAAUUUUAGGUAUUGAGACAGGAUUCGAUUAAUUGUACUUGACUGAGCUUAGUAAAUAAAAAAUCCCUUGCGAAGAGUUCUUAUUGGUUCCUGGUGACAUCUCUCCUCUACGCUAUUUGACCGAUGUGAUUCUACACUUACUAAAUCUUAAACUGGUUUGUACACUUACUUCAUCUUAAACUGGUUUGAUAGGUUUGAAAGGUCACCCUCUUCUAAAGGUGCAGCGUGCUGGAGUAGACUAUGCCCUCAGACUGUCUCUGAGCGUUCAGCAAGAUCAAUAUUAUGGGUCACUCAGAGAUUCGUCUGGGUUCAAGGUCAUGGUGCAUGAUCAAGAGGAACCACCGCUGAUCAAUGAGCUUGGUUUUGCAAUUCAGCCAGGAACUCAUACAUUCUGUGGUCUCAGGAAGGAAGUGGUAUGCAAAACAUGCUGACAAGUAAUUUACUUCGAAGGGGAGGGGGGUGCUUGCUACUAAUAGACUGAUAUGCCAUUGAGUGGGGUUGCAUUUUCACCACCCCUUUGACUAUAAUGGAAGAUUCGCGUGCAAAAAUUUUUUACCACGAGUGACUAAGAUGGGAUCUCUAAUUGACCACAUAAAAGUUUAUAAUAAGAAGGGAUUCUGGGAGGCCUGUGGCACAUAUCUAUCUAUUAUUUAGAAUGUUUUGUCAUUUAGACUACAUGUAUUUCUCAGUAAUCAGUUUCAUGGUAAAAACUCCAUCCAGGAGGUAAUCUUCGGUUGCAAGAUAAGUAUCCCCUUAAAAGAGGUACUUCUUACAAUGGAAAAAUACAGAGAUUAGUAGAACAUUUCAGAAUUUGGACGUUUUCCCUGGAUAUAAAUUUACGCUGCUCAUUGGUCAGAGCUGCUCACUUGCGAAAUGGGGGUAUUGUUUCUGUUUGCCUUUGAAAGGAUUGUUCAGCAACGUUAUCAGGUGCACAGGGGCAGUUGGUGAUGUCCAACGGUGUUUGACAAAGAAACCAAUGGAGCGAAAUUCUGCACACGGGUGCGCAAGGCUGUGCAAAGUAUAUGGCGGCGGAGUGACCAUUACAGCAGUUGAAAACUUGAAAUUAAGAACUCUUCACCACGUAUAGUGUUAAAUAGCUUGUCUAGCCUGAAGUGAGUAGGGGGAAAAGUGUUGGGAACUGGAUCUUAAACCUGCGAAUACAAUUGUCUAAAAAAAGCUAACAUGAAAGUUUUGGAAAAGCAGGCUUGCCAUGUCAUGCUUAGAGACCAGUUAUCAUUUAUCGAUUUUCGGGGAGAUCACAUGGUUCUCUGGUUGAACAGAAGUGGGAUCAUUUGUCGCCAAAAACUCCUAAUGGUGUUUUGGAAGCCGAUAUUCUGCUGAAUGGUCUCGACUGUGGACAAUGACUUAAAAAGUGGUGUGCAUGGACACGCGUUACAUACAUAUCAUAUUUUCGUUUCAGAUGCACAAUCUUCCGCGCCCAUUUAAAACAGCAUGUGAAGACAAACAUUUAGCCGGCUUUAAAAAGUACACAAAGUCGGCUUGUCUACUGAAGUGCCGCGCUGACUACAUCAUCGGCAUGUGUAAAUGCAGAUCUUACGAUUUGGAAGGUAAGAUAACUUUUAUUCUAGUAUUUCAUGCUUUGGGAAGGAAUCCUAAUUAUUUCUUAGCUUCAGUAACAAAAUAUUACACUUUCAAGGUAGACACGAGUUCGAAUCCGUUCGAGGCUUGAAAUUUGUUCAAGCUUCUUUCCUGCAAUUGCUUAUAUUUCAGCUUACCUGCGAGAAUUAUUACUUUACUUGUUUUUCAUCUGCAGGUCGAAUGAAAUAUAUAUAACUAGAAAUCCUAGAGAUUGUCCACUUCUUAGCCUGACAUUUCAAUAAUAACUGAAUUUAUUAUGAAAGCAAUCAUCAUUAAUUUUCUUAAGUCCAAAUAGUGCAUUGAGGAAAUAUGAGGCGCAAAGUGUAGAAUAGUCAACUGAAGAUUUUGGACUAAAAAAAUUUGUGAAAAAGGGUCUUAAGUGGGUGCUUGAAAAAUUUCCUAUUUCUCUAUAACGGUGUUCGCUGCUUUCAUCACUUCAAAAUAAUGGAAAUGUGGUGAAAUAGCUCUGUUUACCGACCAGCUUUUGCGUUAUUGAUUUUUCUUACAGGCGAAGCUCCACCAUGUUUACCGCAACAGGUGAAGAACUGCGUUUGGCCCGCAAUGGGUAUGUUUUUCAAAAUAAGUCGAUCUGGAUUGAAGAAAACAACACUGAAAAAAAGACAUCUUUAACGCAUGCUCAGUCUUGGUCGACGCAAUGAUUACAGUCACAAAUAAUGACCUAAUCAUAUUCCUAGAAGUGUUAUGAUCUGUAGUCUAAUGGAUUCAUAUCCGAGGCUUUGGAAAACUACUCGAAAAUGUAGAGGUCAUCGUAAAAUAUCUUGAGCUGUAUAGCACAGGAAUCAUGAAGUUGAUUUACCAGGAAACAAGAAAUAAAUGUGUCUCUAUACAAUACAAGCGUAAUCAUAAGAAAUUUGUCGAUCAAUUUCUAGAAAUAUUCCGAAAUGAAAGCAACAACUGCGAGUGCCCAGUCCCCUGUGAGAUCACAAAAUAUCAAGUGCAACUGAGCUAUGCCCAGACCCCAGCGAAACAUUUCUCCGAAGUUCUGGCGAAGAGAAAACAUGUAAGGAAGGACGUCAUGAGGCAUUACUUGAGGUGAGUUCAAGCUUUGGCGGUGAGGGACCUGAGCAUGUUUCGAGUGAGUUUUCAGUGCCUGGGGUCUCUACUGAAGUUUGGAUCCCGUUUAAGAAAUAAGUUGUUCACAAGGGUAAAGAUAACCCGCUCGAGAGCUCUGGAUACUCUGUUCUAGAUAAGGGGUCCCAAAGAUAUGUUCUUGCUGAGUGGAAUAACCCUGUAUGAUUAUUUUCCUUCGGGGAGAACAGCAAACGGGAUACCAAGAAAUACCUUUGUUCGACGAGUUUCUUAUGAACAUGUAAGCGCUGUUAUCAGUUCCUCGACAGCUUCUUGUUGAACCAUCAAAAUCCCUACUUUAAGUUUGAGCGAGCAGAUUUUUUGCUCCCAAACAGGAAGAAAACAAAAUUAAAAAUUGUACGUUAUGAAAAAGUAGACAUUGGUAGCCGGUUGCCUAAUUUCUUACUGUAUUACUGAAUAUACUAAGAGAGUUUAUCUCAAUUACCCUAAACUUUGACAGUCACUGUUAUGAUUUAAAGAGGCUUAUGAAGUUGGAUAUUUUAAUAGAGACAACUUCCUCGAGUUGGAUGUGUACUUUGAAGAGAUGCAGGUGACGCUUAUAACUCAGAGGCCAGCGUACGAUCAGGAAAGCUUAUUUGGUGAGUUUGCCGACAGCUAAAACGAACGUGCAUCCUUAUAAGAACUCACGAGGGGUACAGUGUCGACAAAAACACGAACACUUUUCGUUUAAACAAAAUUAGCAGAGAUGAGGUUCAAAUAUACACAGAUUUUGGAAGAUUUCCUUGUUAUUCUCUGCGUAAUCCAGACGCGAAGUGAACACAUUCGGCGUUCACUGAAGAACCUAGACUGCUCUACGUACAUUCGAAAUGUCUCUUCGUCUGACAGUAGCUUUAUAAUGACCAGCCCUUCAAACAUUAUCGUUGGUGCAACACUUUUUUGUCUUAAAAGCCUGAAAUAUCCAAGCUCUUCGAAUACAAUUAACCUAAAGAGCUUUCCAUUUUUUGUGUCUUCAGGUGACAUCGGUGGUCAAGUUGGGCUGUUUCUUGGCGCUAGCAUUCUAACAGUGUUGGAAUUUGGAGAUCUACUGGCGAGGAUUAUAGUCAACAAGAUCAAAAGGAAUCAACGACGUCAUGCUCGGACAGUUUGACGAAGUCAAAAGUGGUUUGAUUUUGCUUGAAAGAGAGGAAAUUUCACCCGAUAAGUAUUUCCGAUUCACUUAAAUGGCCGAGCAGUUUUGGAUUCCUAGUCUCGUUACAAUUUUCUCAAGCCUCGGAAAAUAACCAAUAUUUGAUAACCAGCAGUAGAUUGACUGAAAUGCUGCUAACAAGCGGUUCGCCAUAAAGAGUUGUAUUUUCAUUUUCGAUUAUCCACAGGGAAAGCAAGUCCUCGGUUAAACUGUAAUGGUAGCUUAGCUUUCAAACAAAACACCUCUUUCGUGUUUAGUGAUGUAAAGGAGGUUUCAUAUCCCAUAAAGUUAUAGAGGAGAGAUACCUGUUUGUUCAUACGUAAAAUAAUUGUUUACAAGAGUUUCAAGGCUUUGGAACUAAGGAUGGAGUAUCCCCGCACGAAUUUUGUCAGGUACCUCAUCAUCGGAUGCUUAAUCAAGAAAAAGUUGAUGAAAAGAUUUAGCUUUUGUUAUUUUUACAUCUUGCAGCUCAAAGUUGUUACUAAUGCGCGUUCAGAAGAGACUCGCUUGCCAAAAUACUCGGUUUCUUGUAGAAACCCUCAGACAUUUUUUUACUACUUCACCCCAUGUGAGCGUUAGAAUAAUUUGAAUGAAGUCAGGAACAAGUUUUACCACUUACUGGAAAGUUUCAUUUGUGCAUGAGCCACC
Messenger RNA from Pocillopora meandrina, 8397 nucleotides. The record is from the annotation of a GenBank genome assembly. Lineage: Eukaryota; Metazoa; Cnidaria; Anthozoa; Scleractinia; Pocilloporidae.